GAAAAUUCGUUCCUUCUCUCUAGCUUUUUUUUGAGACUCGAGAAAAGUAAAUCUUGAUCGUAUCCUCACUCCUCUUCGCGUUCGACACAAAAAAAAACCUCCCUUAAACCUACCCUCACCCCCCUUCUUUUGCUCUAUCACUCCUCUAUCCCAAAAAAAGACGAACACUAUUCUACCUUGACGUUUUCUUUCUUGCAUUCUUUCUUUUUUUUCCUCUCCUUUUACCUUUCUUUACCGUUUUACCUUCUAUUUGCAACGAGCAUAUACACUAAGUAAUAAACCAUGGGUUGCUGUCAGUCGGCCGAAACACAAGAAGGCAAAGCUCGCAAUGAAGAGAUUGAAAACCAAAUCAAGCGCGACAAAUUAAAUCUUCGCAAUGAAGUCAAGAUGCUGUUGCUAGGUGCUGGUGAAUCAGGCAAGUCGACGAUCCUUAAACAAAUGAAGCUGAUCCACGACGAUGGCUACUCUUUGGACGAGCGUGAGGCUUUCAAAGAAAUUAUUUUUUCAAAUACGGUACAGUCCAUGCGCGUCAUUCUGGAAGCGAUGGACGACAUGGGCGUUUCGUUUUCAGACGGAGACAACCAGCAUCAUGCUGCGAUCAUCAUGGAAAUGCCCGCACAGAUCGAGCGCGACUCGUUGCCACCUGAGGUGACACAAGCCGUGCGUGCAUUGUGGAAGGAUAGUAAUCUGCAGGGAGUCUUUGAGCGAAGCCGAGAGUAUCAAUUGAAUGACUCUGCGAAGUACUACUUUGAUUCGAUCGACCGGAUUGGCGACCCGAACUAUGUGCCUACUGACCAGGAUGUCUUGCGCUCACGUGUAAAAACGACGGGCAUUACGGAGACCACAUUUGUCAUUGGUGAUCUGACGUAUCGAAUGUUUGAUGUCGGUGGUCAACGAUCAGAGCGUAAAAAAUGGAUUCAUUGUUUCGAAAAUGUCACCGCUAUUAUUUUCUUGGUGGCCAUCUCGGAAUAUGAUCAAGUUCUGAUUGAAGAUGAGACAGUGAACCGUAUGCAAGAAGCAUUGACACUAUUCGAUUCGAUCUGUAAUUCACGGUGGUUCGUAAAGACGUCCAUCAUUCUAUUUUUGAAUAAGAUCGAUAUCUUCAAAGAAAAACUACCGAAACACCCGCUUGUUGAAAGCUUUUCCGAUUUCAAAGGAUCUAAUACAUACGACGAUGCAAGCGAGUACAUCCUUAACCGGUUUGUCUCAUUAAACCAGUCCGACACAAAACAAAUCUAUACCCAUUUUACAUGCGCCACGGAUACAAAACAAAUUAAAUUUGUCAUGGCAGCUGUAAACGAUAUUAUUAUCCAGAACAACUUGAGAGAUGUCGGCCUCUUAUAAACUCUUCUUUACCUCUCGCUUUCUCACUUUCUCAUCAACAACACGAUCCACUUGACAUCCACUCCUUCUUUCCCUAUCUUUUCUCACCCUUGGUCUCUUUUUUUUUAUAUCAACAUCAACCCUUCUAUACAUAAUGUACAUCUUUUGCUCAAUUCCACAACCCAAUCCUUCAUUAUAUUAGUUAUAAUAACAUCUCUCUUUCCCGUUCUUUCUACAUUUUACCAAUAUUUAUAGUGUGAAGAGUCAAAGCAUCCCAAAUCAAAUUCAUAAUUAUAAUUUAAUUUACAG
Molecule: messenger RNA, 1632 nt
Organism: Zychaea mexicana
Lineage: Eukaryota; Fungi; Mucoromycota; Mucoromycetes; Mucorales; Lichtheimiaceae
Product: guanine nucleotide-binding protein subunit alpha
Exons: 5
Coding region: 283-1344 (353 amino acids)
Biological process (GO): G protein-coupled receptor signaling pathway
Cellular component (GO): heterotrimeric G-protein complex
Molecular function (GO): GTP binding; G protein-coupled receptor binding; G-protein beta/gamma-subunit complex binding
Source: RefSeq, a predicted model, not a curated record